AUGAAUAAUAUUUACACUUUUCUUGUAUGCAUUUCUUGGUUUCUUUUCGUAUUCUUUGCAGCAGCAACAACCAAUUAUACUCGCAUCAGUAACAUCACAACUACUCAGUUUCUAAGAGACCCAGAAGCAUUAGCUUCUAGUAAUGGCAAUUUUAUGGUUGGUUUUUUCAGUCCAACUAAUUCGACAAAUCGAUACGUUGGGAUCUGGUAUAGUAACAAGCAGGAUUCAGAGUCUGGUAUAUCAGAAGUUGUAUGGAUAGCUAACAGAGAUAAUCCUCUAAUUAACUCUUCUGAUGGGGUGUUCGGAAUUUCCGAGAAUGGAAAUCUUCAAGUAUUGGAUGGACAAAACAAGAGCAUUUGGUCAACAAAUAUAUCUCAAGGUCAUCAGGCAAAUAAUUCAGUAGCUCAGCUUUUAGAUACAGGAAAUCUUGUUCUGAUUUCGAAUGUUAGUGGUGAGACCAUCUGGCAGAGCUUCGAUCAUUUAACAAACUCGGUGCUGCCUCCAGUGACGGUCACCCUUGAUAUGCAUACAAAUGGUAGCUCAUUGCUUCGAUCUUGGAAGAGUGCUUCGGAUCCAUCAAGUGGACGCUUCAGUUUUGUAAGUCUUCCUCGAAACCUUCCUGAAUUUUUCAUUAUGGACGGUUAUAAUCCAUGUUGGAGAUCCGGCCCUUGGAAUGGUAAUCUAUUUCUUGGAAUCCCUUAUAUGCAUUCAGAAGUUUCUAAUGGAUUUCAAAUAAAUAAUAAAAUUCAAGGUAAACUCGAGGUGUCUUAUUCAGUGGCGAAUCUAUCAUUGUUGGAACGAUUGGUGUUAAAUUAUGAUGGCAGGUUGUUUCAAGAGUAUUGGAGAGAUAGUAGCGGGAAGCGGGAAGUUUAUUGGAAUUCUUCUGAGUCUGAGUGUGAUGUUUACGGAAAGUGUGGUGUGUUUGGAAGUUGUGACCCCAAGAACUCACCAAUUUGUAGUUGCUUGAAAGGUUUCGAGCCAAAUAACAAGGAUGAAUGGAACAAAGGAAAUUGGACUAGUGGGUGUUUUCGCAGAACACCACUACAAUGUGGUACACUAGAAGGAAAAUCAGAUAAGUUUCUAAGGCUGGAGCACAUGAAAGUGCCAGAUUAUGCUUACUGGUUGUCUUCGGGUGGUCAAGAUGGUUGUGAGAGGAAGUGCUUACAGAAUUGUUCAUGUAUCGCUUUUGCAUAUUAUACAGGAAUUGGAUGCAUGAUGUGGAAUGCAAGCCUUGUUGAUAUACAACAAUAUUCUGCUGAAGGUGCUGCUCUUUUCAUCCGCUUGGCUCAUUCAGAAUUAGAUGAUGAGAGAUUGAUUACAGAAGGUGCUGUUCUUCUCAUUGUAUAG
Molecule: messenger RNA, 1347 nt
Organism: Chenopodium quinoa (quinoa)
Lineage: Eukaryota; Viridiplantae; Streptophyta; Magnoliopsida; Caryophyllales; Amaranthaceae
Product: G-type lectin S-receptor-like serine/threonine-protein kinase At1g11300
Exons: 2
Coding region: 1-1347 (448 amino acids)
Biological process (GO): recognition of pollen
Source: RefSeq, a predicted model, not a curated record